GUUCGUUUAUUCAAUUCGUUCGUUCCGUUUGUUGUCGGCGUUCGGCAGUAGGUUACUUAGUCAGUAAAUGAGUUUGUAGAGAUGGGCGCUCUUGGCGUCGGUAUUUGUAUUGGAGUUUGCCCUCAAAUUAAAUCAUUAUCAACAAAUAAUGCUGAGACAGUCAUAAACUUAUGAUAUUUCUCCGAUCUCACGUGCUUAUCAAACCAGUGGUCGUGAAAAACGAUUUUGUUUUUAGUUUGACCAACAGUUUUCCAAACUCUGGAAAGUGAAUUUAAACGUAAUAUUUUUGUUUUAAAAUGUAUAUAUACUCCAGUCGAUAGUGGAUGAGAAUUUUGUGUAUAGUUAAUUCAUGUAAUAUCUUAGUUAACCCGUAUAAUAUGGUUCUUUCAUGUGUAAAGGGAGUUCUUCACAAGAGUGGGGUCUGUUUUCUGUUAAUUUUACAUAUAACUUUUAGUGUUUUUCAAUUUAUUAGCUUAUUAUCAUCCCACGCUUUAAAACAAAUUAAAAACUUAUAUAGAGGACCUAGACAUCAAAUAUUAAAAGGUGUAUCAGCGAGUUUUUUGAAAGAAGAAUUUAAGUGCUACCCAAAAGUACCCAGACAUUUAGCAGUGGUUAUUGAAGAAGAUGAUAUCUCCUACCAAGACUGUAUUAAAUUAAUAUUGUGGUGUAUAUAUUCAGAAAUACCCUUCAUAAGUUUCUAUACUAAUAAUGGUGCAAUUAAUCCAACAUCCUUAUACGAGGUGCUAUGCAAGAAGAGCAAAAACAGUUUGCAAAACAUACAGUGGGGAAAAUCAUUCCAUAAAAGUGUUAAAGAGAUGGCCAAAAAAGAUAUCAACGGUUAUGUGUGGAGACCUAUCGUGGAAGUGAAUUUGUUCUCCUCCAAGUCUGUCAGUAACAGCAUAGAGAGUGUGAUGUUGAGGUUAUGUGAGGAAAAAUUGAAGCCUGAAGAAAUAUCGAUAGAUGCAGUUGAUCAACACUUUAGGGAUGAAAUACCUUUACCAGAUCCAUGUCUGUGUUUAGUGUUUGGAAAGACAUUCAGCACAUUUGGUUUUAUGCCAUGGCAGAUUAGGGUGACGGAAAUUUCGCACAUUACAACACAUCACAACCUCCAACUUGAAGACUUUUUGUGCGCCUUAAGAACAUAUGCAUUUUGUGAUCAAAGGUUUGGGAAGUAGUGAACAAUAUAAAAUAUAUAGUUAUUUAUGUAAAAUGUAUAUCCGGGUUAAGGGGCGUAAUAUAACGUGUAAAAAGUAACAGUGGUCAUUAUCGAAAUGGGGUUUUAGAUGUAGUUGUAUUCAAGGUGUUCAGUAUGAGUAUUCGUGGAAAGUUCUUUAACCAUUUCCUUCUGAUAUAUCUUACUUUUGUUAUUAUAUAGUUAUAAUAAAAGAAUAAAUCCUCAAUUAAGUCAAGAAAAGUUUUAAGCUGGUUUGUCAAUAAUUAUGUUACAAAUUUAAUUUUUUAAACAUGAAAUUUGUCACAUCAAA
Molecule: messenger RNA, 1484 nt
Organism: Homalodisca vitripennis (glassy-winged sharpshooter)
Lineage: Eukaryota; Metazoa; Arthropoda; Insecta; Hemiptera; Cicadellidae
Product: dehydrodolichyl diphosphate synthase complex subunit nus1-like
Exons: 4
Coding region: 324-1175 (283 amino acids)
Cellular component (GO): endoplasmic reticulum membrane; dehydrodolichyl diphosphate synthase complex
Molecular function (GO): ditrans,polycis-polyprenyl diphosphate synthase [(2E,6E)-farnesyl diphosphate specific] activity
Source: RefSeq, a predicted model, not a curated record